Laccaria bicolor S238N-H82 is the source of this 363-nucleotide messenger RNA. RefSeq lists its product as uncharacterized. The coding region runs from base 1 to 363 and encodes 120 amino acids. Gene Ontology annotation, cellular component: endosome. The record is from RefSeq and is a predicted model, not a curated record. Lineage: Eukaryota; Fungi; Basidiomycota; Agaricomycetes; Agaricales; Hydnangiaceae. The transcript is spliced from 2 exons. Gene Ontology annotation, biological process: protein transport to vacuole involved in ubiquitin-dependent protein catabolic process via the multivesicular body sorting pathway.
AUGUGCACAAGUUUGAUCAUAACCCAAACAUCUAUCGCCUACGAAAAAGCGUCCAUUCUCUUCCAGAUCGCCGUCACCCACUCUGCCAUCGGGGCCACCUCUCAGAGCAGGAGUGUCCCCGAGGGGCUGAAGCGCGCGUUUUACUACUUCAAGACAUCUGCCGGGAUGCUGAGUUAUAUCAAUGAGAAGUUAUUGCAUGCGCCGAGUACGGAUUUGAGUAGGGAGGUGGUCAAGUUUUUGAUUGAACUCGUACUCGCCUGGCAGCCGACAAAGGUGUUCCUGGAGAAGACGAUGGACGAAAACAAGGGGAGCGCGAAGUUGGUGCCCAAGAUCGCAGCCUGGGAUGUAUACGUCGCUUAUUGA